CCUCUCUCUGUCCCUCGCCCUUCCCUGGCUCCGUCAGUGCCUCUGUCUCCGCUUCACUCUUUGCACCCCUUUCUGCUUAGCCCCCCCCGCCACCUCGCUUUUUGCUCUGCCGCUCACGCGGCCAUUCCCUGACGGUCGCGGACUCGACCAGCCGUCGCCAGCGCAGCCGCGAACCCCACCCCCCGUGCUACAGCGAGGGAAGCGCUGGGCGGGACACCGCUUGGAGCCGUUCAGGGCAGUCAGGCGGCGUGGCGCCGCCUGCAGCCAUGCGGCUGGACGGCGCGCCCAUCGCCGUGGACUCUUUCUCGCACCUGGAGGCGGGGGUGCUCUUCUUCUGCAGCCACGCGCACGAGGACCACCUGAGGGGCCUGCACAGCGGCUGGGACCGCGGGCCGGUGUACUGCUCGCCGCUCACGGCGGGGCUACUGGAGCUGCGCUGGCCUGCGCUGGGGCCCCUCCUGCGGCCUCUCGCCCUCGGGGUGGUGCACCGACUCGCAGCCGAAAGUGGGGAAGGCCGCCGUGACGUGGAGGUCAUGCUGGUGGACGCGAACCACGUGCCAGGGGCAGUCAUGUUCGUGUUCGCUGGAGGCUUUGGGACGCUGCUCUACACCGGAGAUUUCCGCCUGCACCCAGACCACGCGGGCCUUCGCGACCUGCCGAUGCUGCAGAGCGGUCUGUCCCGCAUCUUUCUGGACAACACCUUCUGCCAUCCUGUUUUCGACCACCCUGCUCGAGAGGCCGUGGUCUCCAAGCUGCUCCAGGUUGUGGCGCCCAGGUGGCCCUGCAUACUCUUUGUGGCCGUCUACUCGCUCGGCCGGGAGCCGCUGCUUCGCGACUUGGCACAACGGCUUGGCACCCGCGUCCUCGCACCGUGGCAGCGCAUAGGUUCUCUCACGGCGGCUGGAAUUCUGACGGGCGAAUUCUCCGAGGAACCAGCAGGGCCACUGAGCACGUCCAUCAAUGAGUUGCGGCGCCUGGGGCAGAGGGGGUGCGUUUGGGUCGUGAAGAAGAACCAGUUGCGAGCCGCCGUGGAGCACGCCUCCUCGAGCGGCGUUCCUGCAUUUGGCGUGCAGCCGAGCGGCUGGUCGGCAGUGAACAGCAACGCCGCCCGAGACGGUCCAAUAUUUGCAGACGAGGCCGCGGACCAUGACGCAGCAUGUGAAGAUGGCGUGUGGGAGUUGCCUUACUCCGACCACUGCUCUUUUGCGGAAUUGGUGCAGUUCUUGUCGUUCCUGCCCCUUGCGCCAGUGACGUUCAUCACGCCGCUGCCGACCAAGACCUCGGGCAAGUACAGUUACGACGGCGUCGAGGGAGUAAACGUGCUGCUUCAGCAGACAGGGGUGCCCGCCAUCGCCUACGCGCAGCGCGCCAGGCCAGGGACCCGUGGUCCGCGAGGUGGUCGUGGGGAGGGGCCGCUGCGGCUCGCGCCCUGGCGCAAGCGGCUGGUGGCCCGGGCGCGCCGCGUGCUGCCCUGCCCAGGAC
Molecule: messenger RNA, 1482 nt
Organism: Prorocentrum cordatum
Lineage: Eukaryota; Dinophyceae; Prorocentrales; Prorocentraceae
Source: the annotation of a GenBank genome assembly